UCCGUAAUGGAUCCAGGUUGUCAAAAGCCGUCGGGUCUUGUUGGCAAGAAGACACUUACGGGUCUAUCCCAGAGGAGUUAGCCAUGCCAAUUGUGACCAGGAACCGGAAGUCAUGAGUCGUGAUCAAUACUCUUCCAAUGAUCUCCCCCAUCCCCAUGAUCCCCUACAGUGUCUUUGUGCUUGGGUGUGUCGCUCUUUGUGCCUGGAUGUCUCUAUGUACUCCCUGCGCAUCCCUUUCUCGAGGACCACAAUUACUAGUGUCUAUUCCAGCAAAAAGCACCAGGACUGGACUCAGGCAUCUAGCUGUACUCGGGAGACUGUCUGAUCUCUCCAAGAUUUCGACAGAUGGCGCCAACAGAACGUCACCGAUAGGAGAAGUCAAGUUGUCGGUAUAGGACUGGGUACUAGAUGGUGCG
Canariomyces notabilis is the source of this 416-nucleotide messenger RNA. RefSeq lists its product as uncharacterized. The transcript has a single exon. NCBI's taxonomy places the organism in Eukaryota, Fungi, Ascomycota, Sordariomycetes, Sordariales, Chaetomiaceae. The coding region runs from base 156 to 395 and encodes 79 amino acids. The record is from RefSeq and is a predicted model, not a curated record.